AUGGCCGAGAGAAGACUCCACAGCCUGGGGAUAAAACUUUCAAAAGAUCCUCAACUCCAUGAGAAAUACAAGGCCGGAAUUCAAGACUUGUUGAACAAGGGAUUCGCAGAGAUGGCCCCCGAAGAAGCAGCCCAGGAUGGUGUUGAAUGGUAUUUGCCGCACCACAACGUCGUAAACCCAAGCAAGCCAGAAAAGUUUCGCAUCGUUUUCGACUGCUCAGCUGAAUAUGCAGGAACGUCUCUCAAUAAAGAAGUCCUUCAAGGCCCAGACUUAACAAAUGGAUUGGUCGGUGUCCUCUUACGAUUCCGGGAAAGACCUGUCGCUGUUAUGGGAGAUGUUGAAGCCAUGUUCCAUCAACUGAGAGUUACUGAGAAACACCGCAACACUUUGAGAUUUUUAUGGUGGAGUGACGGAGAAGUUGGCGCCAAAGUUCAAGUCUACAGAAUGACGUCACAUCUAUUCGGCGGGAUAUGGUGUCCGAGUGUUGCUGGUUAUGGUUUAAGACGAACGGCAGACGACAACUCACCUGAUUUCGCUUCGGAGAUAGUCGAGACAGUGAAGCGAGAUACGUACGUUGAUGACAACCUUUCAUCCCACAACUCUACAGAUGAGGCCUUCAAGACAGUACAGGGUGUAACAGAAUUGGUAGCCAAGGGUGGUUUCCACAUGCGAGGAUGGUGUUCCAAUGAUAAGUCAGUGAUGAAGGCGAUUCCAGCAGAUGAGCGGGCCAAGGACAUGAAGACCAUUGACCUUGACAGAGACACACUUCCUGUUGAGAGAGCAUUGGCCACCCACUGGGACACAGAAACAGACAUGAUUGGUGUCAGCAUUCGUCAGAGAGACCCAGUCUACACAAGAAGAGGACUGCUGCGAAUCACCAGUUCCGUGUAUGACCCUCUCGGGUUAGUCUGUCCUUUCGUCUUACGAGCUAAGAUGAUAUUCCAAGAUGAAUGCAAGCGCCACCUUGGAUGGGACGAAGAAAUGACUGCCGAAAAUACCAAGAGAUUCAACAAAUGGUUGGGUGACCUACCAAGACUCAAAGACCUGAAGAUUCCGAGAUGCAUUCAGCCGAAAGACCAUGGUGAAAUCGUGGAAGCCAGCUUACAUCAUUUUUCCGAUGGUUCAGCCACAGCCUAUGGUGCCAGCAGCUAUUUGAGAACCGUCAACAGGCAGGGAGGCAUCCACUGUACGCUAGUCCUGGCCAAGGCAAGAUUAGCUCCGCUUUCAACCAUGACGAUCCCGAGACUAGAGCUUUCAGCCGCCGUGACUGCAGUACAAUUAGACGCCCAGCUGAGAAGGGAGAUGACUCUGCCUUUACAGCCAUCAAUGUUUUGGACAGACAGCACCACGGUUCUGCAUUACAUCAGGAACACGACAAAACGCUUCCAGACGUUUGUAGCCAACAGGAUUGCCGUUAUCCAUGACGGAACUACCCCAGGACAGUGGAAAUACGUGCCUACCAAGCAGAAUCCCGCUGAUUACGCCUUAAGGGGUAUGAGCGCCAAAGCAAUCCUCAGCGACAUGAAGUGGAGCCAAGGACCAGAUUUUCUCAAGGCAUCCAAAGAUAUGUGGCCGGAGAUUCCCAUCGACAGCUCUGGUGAUCAGCUAGAGAAUGACAGCGAAGUCAAGAAAGAUGUCGCCACCUGUGCAGCCCAGUUAAAGGAAGACAACCCCACAGAAAGGCUGCUGACCCAUUACUCCGACUGGUACAGGGUUCGUAAAGCCAUCGCAUGGUACCGCCGAUUCUGCCACUGGUUGAGGAAUAACAAGCCCAGGAUGGACCGAUUGCUGAAAGUUGAAGAAAUACAGUCAGCAGAGACCGCCAUCAUCAGAUACGUACAGAACGUCACGUACGCCACCGAGAUUAGCGACUUGAAGACCGGGAAGCCGAUCGCCAAGACAAGCAAGGUAUACGAUUUGGAGCCAUUCUGCGACGAGGACGGUCUCCUAAAAGUCAAGGGACGAUUGAGCCGAGCAAGGAUAUCCGAGACAGCCAAGCAUCCCACCAUUGUUCCCAGAAAUCAUCACCUGACAGAGCUGUUGGUUCGUCACAUCCAUGACUGGAACUCGCACAGUGGAAGGGAGUACGUCAUGGCUGCUCUCCGCGAGAAGUACUGGAUACCGAAGGCACGCCCUCUCGUCAAGUACGUACUGCGAAGAUGCGUCCUGUGCCAGCGUUUAAAGGGCGCACUGCAAUCACAAAGAAUGGCUGAUCUGCCGUCGGACAGAGUCACCCACGCUGAUUCCCCUUGGAACGUCACGGGAAUCGACGUUUUCGGUCCUUACUAUGUGAAGAAGGGCAGGAAGACAGAGAAACGUUACGGCUGCAUUUUUACGUGCCUGACUAUGAGAGCCAUCCACCUCGAGAAGCUGUGCAGCCAAGAAGCCGAUUCGUUUGUCAACGCACUGAUCCGAUUCAUCGCCAGAAGAUCGAAGCCCAGAUGCAUCCGGAGCGACAAUGGAACCAAUUUUCGACUUGGUUGUAAAGAGAUUCGAAACGCUAUCCGGGAGUGGAACGACAACCACAAGACCAGAGAAGACCUGCUGAUACGUGGGAUUGAGUGGGACUUCAAUCCACCUGCUGCAUCCCACAUGGGCGGAGUGUGGGAAAGACAGAUAUGUACGGUCCGAGCAGCGCUGAAUGCCAUACUUCGUGGUCAAGUCCUUGAUGACGAACGAUUGGAUACGUUGUUUGCUGAAGUCGAGAAUGUUGUAAAUAACCGCCCUCUGACGCCCGUAUCGGAAGAUCCAACUGACCUGCAAGCUCUAACGCCGAACGAUCUUCUACGUCCAGGCAAGGGAUUUACGUCACCACCGGGUGAAUUUAGCAGACAAGACGUAUACGGGAGACGUUGGCGACACGUGCAGUACCUCGUAAAUGAAUUUUGGAAACGAUGGACCAAGGAAUAUCUGCCCACCCUGACACGUUCAAAGUGGAUUACCGAAAGACGAAAUAUUCGGGUCGGAGACAUUGUUAUCGUGCUAGACAAGUCCCAACAUAGGUUGUACUGGCCACUCGGUCGCGUAAAGCAAGUGUUUCCUGACAAGGACGGAGUUGUACGAUUCGUUGAACUGAAAACUCGGAAUAUGGACAGUAUGCGGCGACCGAUCCACAAACUCGUUUUGUUAGAGGCCGCACAAGAGGAUUAG
This is a messenger RNA of Lineus longissimus, 3150 nucleotides long. RefSeq lists its product as uncharacterized. Gene Ontology annotation, molecular function: nucleic acid binding. Gene Ontology annotation, biological process: DNA integration. The transcript has a single exon. The record is from RefSeq and is a predicted model, not a curated record. Bases 1 to 3150 code for a protein of 1049 amino acids. Lineage: Eukaryota; Metazoa; Nemertea; Pilidiophora; Heteronemertea; Lineidae.